UUUUUUUUAUGUUGCAGGUGUGUGGACUAUCAGCCAUAAUGUUAACUUUUCAAGGUAAGAAUCUUUGGGAGAGACAAAAAGAACUCAACUUAAAAGUAAGAGAAGCAGCUCAACAAAAAGUAAAUUUUCAAGAUGUCAAAUCUGUACAGGAAUAUUCUGAUAUCGAUAGACUUUUUAAGAUAGACCUGGCUUCAAAAUAUAAAGACACGGAUUACUUUAUUGAUGUGCUGAAAUGCGGGGACAGCUUGUACAUAUCCAGGGCGCUGAAAUGGGAGUGGAUCUACGAGGAUGCUUACUCGCAUAUAAUCAAUCCAGACUAUCUACAUCACAACAUUUUUCCAACAAUGUCUUUUAAAAUGAAGAUAAAAACUUUGUCAACAAUAGCUAAACAUAUUCGAGAUGAGGCUAGAGCCCAACUUUUCUAUGAAUACUGUAUUAACACGAACAUGAAAAAUAAUGCGUACAAAUUUCUAAAGUUUUCAAGCAUUUCUUUCAAACAAGAAUUACUUCCUGAUUUCGUGGAACAUGACAGAGAUACUCAAAGUCACAUGGACAUGAUUGGCAAUUCGUUACUUUUAGCUGAUGUUUAUGGUGAAAAAUGUAGAGGCAUCAUUUCGGAUCUGUCGUAUUUGUACUCUGUUGAUGAUGUCGAGUACCUCAAACUUGUUGAAAAACACACAAAGAUAAAUGAUAACUACUACAACUUUUCCUAUAAAGAUGAUUCUCGUUUCGGCGGCAAAAUGUCAAGAAGUAUAUUAAAGAAACACAAAACGCGGAUACUCAAUAAUCCAUUACCAUAUUUAAUGGUACUAAAAGAAAGUGAGUUGAUAAAAUAUAGUUCGUCUGAUGAUGCAAGGGUAUUUGCUGUUACUCUUCUCCCGAAAGAGGUGGACCAAUUCUGGAGGACGAAUUAUUAUAAAACACACAAGCAUCUGAUCGAUUUAAUAAAAGCUGAGAGCAUUUAUGAAUUCGUCAAGCAAAUUUUCUCAGACAAAUAUCCAAAUGAAGACUUUGAAAUGACCAAGGAGUUUUAUGAGUCGAAGUACUAUGACCUUAUGACCGUUAAGGAGAGAGAAGCCUGGGCUUUGAUGCAUAUAGAGAAGAAAACGGAUGUGAUACCUGAAGAUGAGGAUUACCGGUGGUAUGAGUUUGUGAAUUUUCCGCAAGCAUUUGAAGAAAUAAAGAAGAAAAUAAGAAUAACUACAAAUGCAGAUAAAAGAUCGAACAUGUUGGAAACCUUAAUAAAAUCAGCAACGUCUCAAAACGAGUUGAACAAAUUAUUGAGCUACUAUUAUGAAAGACAUGUCAAUGAAAGAUCACAUCUAAAAAAUAGAUUCUUAAAAAUGUUCACUGAGGUUCAUUCAGUAUUUGAGUUAGACGGUGUAUGCUGGAGUGUGUUCGAUAAACUAUUGCACAGCCUUGACGUCUAUAAUUCCUGUUCCGGGGGAGGAUGGAACGAAUUUCUUUGCGAUUCCUUAGUAUAUCACAUCAUUAACAAAAUAUCUCUUUCAAAUAACUUAACUCAACAUUUGAAUAACAGAAGAUAUUUGGAUAGAAUAAAAGAACGCUCUGAUAUGUUUCCUGCAGACAAAAGGGAUCUUGUGUAUAAUUAUGUAUUUCAGUUUUUGACGGACAAAAUUAAGGGCUUUGAAUUAUUGGAUUAUACCGAGGAAGUAAAAAAACAAGUUCGAGGGUGUCUGGAGUUAAUGAUAAGAUGGAAACGAAACUUCAAGAAGGAUGGAGAAUUUCCAGAAAUUGCUUUAAAAUUCAUGAAACUAGAUUUCGAUACUUUUGAUGACAUAGUUAAUCCAAAACCUGUAACAAAAGAGAAAAAUAUAUCAGAAGGCUUUUUAAUAAGAUGUUUGAAACAAGACCCAACUGUCAUUUUGGAAAACUUUUCAUUAAUACAGAAAAAGGUCAAAUCGUCCCAUGAUUUUAGACUAAAUACGGUUUUAAAGAAAAUGAAAAUAUACUUUUCUAAUGACUUGGCAAAACAGUAUUUAGACUUGUGUAGAACAUCUCUGACAAAUAUUUCCUCAAAAGACGAUGUAAGGUAUGGUAUUAUAUUUAAUAGAAACUGUAUUUUUGCCAAUGUUUACGCAAUAUUUCAACUGGGAGAUGAACAUACAAAAACCGAGUUUAUGGAUAAACAUGCGCCAACAAACAGUAAAAUAGAAUAUAAGAAGAUAGACAAAUAUCUUAUGUACACCCAGGAAGCAAUUUGUCGAUUGCACUGUUAUUCCCGCCCGCCAGUGCCUCUCGCGAAAGCUGCUUUGUACCUGAAAGGGGACUAUGUACACUUGUCUAAUGACAUGUUCAACAUGUAUCUAAUGAAAUUAACUCCCAUUCCACGUUCGGAAUUAAUCAAGUUUUUAUUGGAAUCUCCAGUGUCCAUUCAGAAGAGGGGUUUGCGUUUAGCGUUUCAUGCAUUUGAAACUAAUAAAUUAAAAGACAUCGUUUCUAGCGUGUGGAAGAAAACAAAAAAUGUGUCAGUAAGAAGCAACCUCUACAUAUCGAUUGUGGAGAAAAUAAAAAGCGAAAAAAAGAAAUCCCAAUUGGAAUUAUUUGAACUUCUAAAAGAACUCACUACUCGUAUAUACCAGGAUGAUGAUGAGGACCUUUUCAAAUAUUUUACAGGCGACAAAAUACCUGAGUAUUUAAGGGGUGAAUAUUUGGAAACUGCUUGGAAAACGGUAUUAGCCUUGCCGGAAAACAAGGCAAAUAUUCAACGCAGAACCGAUGUUGCAAAGGCAAUGAUAUCAAACAUCGUUUUAAUAGAUGAAUCGCAUGCUGAAGCAUUGGUAUACGGUCACGUCCGUAAGAGGUUGUCGCAAGAAGAAUUGAGACCAGAAAAAAACUCUCACAUUGAAUCACUGAAUGAUGCGCUGUGGGACUUUGUAGCAGAAUACAUCGUAAACGUUGAUACUGAACUGAAACAAGAAAAGAGUUUGAAUGUGAUAAAACUAAUAGUAGAAGAAUGUUUUAAUCAUUGGAAUGAAACGCACAGCACGGAAAACUACGUUUAUCAAUUAUUUUUCAAAGAUUUUGUGACUAAACUUGAUUGUAUAAUUUAUUAUUACAGAACUACAGACUCGAGUAGGGUGAUUCGCAUAUUCGAAUAUUUGCUCGAAUCUUUUGAAAACAAGUUUGGAUUAAGAGAAAUGUACUCUUACUAUUGGGAUUGGAAGUUGUCGGUAAUAACAGGAACAGUUAUAAACGGCAGAGAUGAAUUCGACAAAGAAGUCCAUAUGAGUUUUGGUUCAGAACUAGGCAUGUUUGUAAAAUAUUUGAAGGAGAGGAAUUGCUAUUACAAUUCAUUCUUAAGUAAGAUUAUGGGGAAAAUAAAGCAAUUUAUACGAAUUUUAAAUAUUCGUAAAACCGAGUCAAUAACUGAAAAUGACUUGAAGGUGCUUAUAGCGUACGGUCUAACUAUUCAGGAAACACUGGAGACGUCGAUGCUGGCACUGCAUAUUUUGCCUCGGGACCUGUCGACUAUUUCUGUUGCCGGCAAUGAGUUGCAACAAGUGAUCAAGACAAUAAAAAAACAAGAUAAUGAAGAACUGAACGCUUUUAUGAACGAUAAGUUUAUAUACAGUGAUUGCAAAGUAAGGAAAAUUAUGAUCACGUAGAUGUUGGUUUAGUUGCGGUUCCCAGCUGUUACAGC
Cydia amplana is the source of this 3664-nucleotide messenger RNA. RefSeq lists its product as uncharacterized. NCBI's taxonomy places the organism in Eukaryota, Metazoa, Arthropoda, Insecta, Lepidoptera, Tortricidae. The coding region runs from base 9 to 3629 and encodes 1206 amino acids. The record is from RefSeq and is a predicted model, not a curated record. The transcript has a single exon.